AUGAACUUGGGCAACCAGACAUCUAAAACUGACUUCUUUCUUCUUGGCCUUUUUAACACCAGUGAACUUCAUUAUUUCCUCUUUUCUUUGGCUUUUAUUAGCUUCCUUCUUACCCUUUUGAGUAAUGGCCUUAUGGUCUUCCUAAUAUAUGUAGAAGUCCAACUCCAUACCCCCAUGUAUUUCUUUUUGGGCCAGCUCUCUUUCAUGGACAUGUUGUUGGCAUGUACCACAGUACCUAAGAUGGCUACCAAUUUUUUGUCUGGCAGGAAAUCCAUUUCCUUUGUGGGCUGUGGCUUCCAGAUAUUCUUUUUCCUCACUCUAGGUGGUGGUGAGUGCUUUCUUCUGGCCUUCAUGGCCUAUGACCGCUAUGUGGCUAUCACCAAGCCUUUGAGAUAUCCUACAAUCAUGACGAACUGUGUUUGUUGGUUAAUGGCAGCUACUUCAUGGCUUUUGGGUGUUUUGGAUGGGCUGAUCCAGGGCUUAGUGACAUUAACAUUUCCCUUCUGUGGACUUCGUGUGAUUGAUCAUUUUUUCUGUGAAGUUCCUGCUGUCCUGGCCCUGGCUUGUGCCGACACAACAACCUUUGAGACAGUCAUGUAUGUGUGCUGUGUGGGGAUGCUUUUGAUCCCUUUUCUCAUCAUUCUUGCUUCUUAUGCCCAGAUAUUGGUGGCUGUACUCCAAAUGACUUCAACAAAAGGCAAGAAGAAGGCUUUUUCCACCUGUUCCUCCCACUUAGCAGUAGUCAUACUCUUUUAUGGGACAGUGAUCUCUAUCUACAUGGUGCCCCAUUCCCAUCGUUCGCCUGGGGUAGACAAAACUGUGGCUGCCUUCUACACAUUCUUUAUUCCUACUUUGAACCCUUUCAUCUAUAGUUUAAGAAAUAAGGAUGUAAUGGGCGCUCUGGGGAAACUUCUGGGAAAGAUCAGGCUAUGUCGCAAUGAGACAGUUCAGGUAGUCUGA
Messenger RNA from Monodelphis domestica (gray short-tailed opossum), 960 nucleotides. RefSeq names its product olfactory receptor 2V1-like. Gene Ontology annotation, biological process: G protein-coupled receptor signaling pathway. The record is from RefSeq and is a predicted model, not a curated record. Gene Ontology annotation, molecular function: olfactory receptor activity; G protein-coupled receptor activity. Lineage: Eukaryota; Metazoa; Chordata; Mammalia; Didelphimorphia; Didelphidae. Gene Ontology annotation, cellular component: membrane.